This is a messenger RNA of Rhinolophus ferrumequinum (greater horseshoe bat), 1708 nucleotides long. It is a transcript of the gene SIRT6, whose product is annotated as sirtuin 6. Gene Ontology annotation, molecular function: NAD+ binding. The record is from RefSeq and is a predicted model, not a curated record. The transcript is spliced from 8 exons. The coding region runs from base 53 to 1132 and encodes 359 amino acids. Lineage: Eukaryota; Metazoa; Chordata; Mammalia; Chiroptera; Rhinolophidae.
CGGAAGUGGCCUCAACAAGGGAAACUUUAUUGUUCCCGUUGGAGCGGUGAGAAUGUCGGUGAAUUACGCAGCGGGGUUGUCGCCGUACGCGGACAAGGGCAAGUGCGGCCUCCCCGAGAUCUUUGACCCCCCCGAGGAGCUGGAGCGGAAGGUGUGGGAGCUGGCAAAGCUGGUGUGGCAGUCCUCCAACGUGGUGGUCCACACGGGUGCCGGCAUCAGCACUGCCGCGGGCAUCCCCGACUUCAGGGGCCCCCAUGGCGUCUGGACGAUGGAGGAGCAGGGCCUGGCUCCCAAGUUUGACACCACCUUUGAGAGCGCACGGCCCACGCGGACCCACAUGGCACUGGUCCAGCUGGAGCGUGUGGGCCUUCUGCACUUCCUGGUCAGCCAGAAUGUGGAUGGGCUGCACGUGCGCUCCGGUUUCCCCAGGGACAAGUUGGCGGAGCUUCACGGGAACAUGUUUGUAGAAGAAUGUGUCAAGUGUAAGACGCAGUAUGUCCGGGACACCGUCGUGGGCAGCAUGGGCCUCAAGGCCACAGGUCGGCUCUGCACUGUGGCCAAGGCAAGGGGGCUACGGGCCUGCAGGGGGGAGCUGAGAGACACCAUCCUGGAUUGGGAGGAUGCCCUGCCCGACCGAGACCUCACCCUCGCUGACGAAGCCAGCAGGAACGCGGACCUGUCCAUCACGCUGGGCACAUCCCUGCAAAUCCGGCCCAGUGGGAACCUGCCCCUUGCCACCAAGCGCCGCGGGGGUCAGCUGGUCAUCGUCAACCUUCAGCCCACCAAGCACGACCGCCAUGCUAACCUGCGCAUCCACGGCUAUGUGGACGAGGUCAUGACCCGGCUCAUGAAGCACCUGGGCCUGGAGAUCCCCCCCUGGGAUGGCCCCCGCGUCCUGGAGAAGGCGCUGCCACCCCUGCCCCGGCCGCCUGUGCCCAAGCUGGAGCCCAAGGAGGAGCCUCCCGCCCAGCUCAAAGGCGCAGAGCCCGCCAGCCCCAAGCAGGAGCCCACAGCUGAGCCACCCGCCCAGCACAACGGCUCCGGGCCUGCCAGCCCCAAAAGGGAGCUGCUAGACAGUCCUGUCCCCCGCAGGAUCCCCAAAAGAGUAAAGGUGGAGGUGAUUCCCAGCUGACCAGGGGAACCGGGGAGGGUGGGGCUUUCUGUAGAAACCGUGGAUUCGUUUUGUUUCUUACGGGUCUUACUUUGUUACCAGUACUUGUCUCUGUCCUGGGAGGGAGAGCCAGGGUGCUGAGAGCUGUGCUCCAGGUCCUGGGGCACACUCGCCCUCUGUUGGGGCUCCCUCUGGCUCUAGGGGCCUCUGGUGGUGGCCUGGGGAAGAGUAUUUCCACCUGGGACUUUGAGCUUAGAGCUGACACUGCAGGCACCUGCUUCUCCCCCGGCCCCAGCCCCCCACUCAGGAGGUUGGGAGGGGGUGAGGGGUGGCCAGACCCUCCCUAAAUUUCUGGCCUAAAGAGGAAUUAACUUCCUUUGCCCCUAGACCCUCCACCCCCAACCUCUGCCUCCCCCAACUGCCUUCACAGCCCCUCCAGGAGGGAGGGGAAGCAGAGCCGCCAUUUAGGAGCCAAACUUCAUGGAGGGACAGACGAGGCUUGCACUGCCUUUGGGGCUGGAGGGAGAAGGUGGUCCACCGGGCUCCCUCCAGGCUUCCGGAAAAGUCUUCAAUGCAAUAAAAGCAGAAUUUCUCACA